AUGUUGUACAAGGUUGGCCCUAUGGGAUAUUUCGGCCGCGUUUAAAAGGUCUCACGCGGUCCCUGGUUCUAAGAAGGUCUCAUCGAGGAAGAUGGUCUUGAGUACUUCUAUACCUAUGAUGAUGGUACUGCUCUUACCUACUUGUUGAGUAACAAUAUCCCAGUACAAGAUAGAGAUAGACUCUAAAGAUUAUACGAUGCAUUCCAAAGAAACAGAUACUUGGCUUGGUUCGGAGGUCUCUGGGUUGGAGCUGAAGUUGUUGGCAGAGUCGCUUACUUCAGAAAUAUGGCACUAGGAUGGAGAUUAUUAUCCCUUAUUGGUGUUGGCUUCACUGUUAAAAAUGUUAUCCAAUUCUACAAUGGCUAAACCUAUGGUCAUCUUUUCUCUGCUUAUUUCAGAAAGUAUGCUCAAUUCGCAAAGAAGGACCCAUUUGAAAUUGAAGAUAGAAAGAGAGAAUACUUCGAUAUCGACACUAAUCAAUACAUGAACUACACCUUCGAAGAGCUAGGACACGAUUAUCACACUAACCAUGGCCCUCAACCAGACGGAGAAGCUCUUGAUAGUUCAUGGUUGUCAGAGUUAGAUAAAUUCUUAAGAGGAGAAGAGAACAAACUUAAGGAACACAAAAACUUCAUAAAUUACAACUACGAAUAUCUCGACAAGAGCUAUCCAACUGUCGAGAAUGCUCACAACCUACUACAUGCCCCAGUUGUUCCACCAAGGCCACAAUAUUGA
Molecule: messenger RNA, 735 nt
Organism: Stylonychia lemnae
Lineage: Eukaryota; Ciliophora; Spirotrichea; Sporadotrichida; Oxytrichidae
Source: the annotation of a GenBank genome assembly